UUGAAUUAAUUCUAGACAAAUGGAGAGCAAGGAAUUGAGAAAAAUGGGGAUUAAGAAGAAGUCUGAAUCUGUUAGAGUCGUUAUUAGAUGUAGACCUCUUAGUAAGAAGGAGGUAGCAGAAGGCAGAGAAAAGGUAGUUAAUAUGGAUUAUGCUAAUGGAGAGAUCUUAGUCCAAAAAUCUGUUGAUGAAGUUCCGAAAAGAUUUACAUUCGAUUGUGUCUACGACGAAAAUACUCUUCAAAAAGAUAUCUUUGAUGAAACAGCUUUUCCUAUUAUUGAAAAUAUUCUCGAAGGAUAUAAUGGAACUAUUUUCGCUUAUGGGCAGACUGGAACCGGGAAAACUCAUACAAUGGCAGGUGUUUUAGACAGUGAUGAACAUAAAGGAAUUACCCCUAGAGCAUUUGAGACUAUUUUCAAAUCUAUCAACAUUGAUGAGACAAAGCAAUACCUCGUAAGAGCUUCUUACCUAGAAAUUUAUAAGGAAGAAGUGCUUGAUUUGCUCAAUAAAGGAGGAGUUCAAAAGCUUGAGCUCAAGGAAAAGCCUGGCUCUGGAGUUUAUGUAAAAGAUCUCUCUACAGCUUUGGUGGAAACCCCAGAAAAAUUGAUGGAGAUCAUGGUAAGAGGUAACAAGAAUAGGCAUGUUGGUCAGACUAAAAUGAACCACGAGUCAUCUAGAUCUCACUCAAUUUUCACAGUCACGAUUGAAUGCGGUGAAGUAGGUGCUGAUGGUAAAGCUCAUAUCAAAGUUGGUAAAUUAAACAUGGUCGAUCUUGCUGGGUCUGAGAAGCAAAGUAAGACUCAAGCUGAAGGUGUUAGACUUGAAGAGGCUAUCAAGAUCAAUCUUUCCCUAACCACCCUAUGCCAUGUAAUCUCCUCUCUUGUUGAUGGAAAAAGUCAAUAUGUCCCAUACAGAGACUCUAAACUAACUCGUCUCUUACAGGAUUCCUUAGGAGGAAAUACAAAGACUGUGAUGAUUGCUAACAUCGGCCCUGCUGAUUACAACAUGGAUGAAACCUUGUCGACCUUGAGGUAUGCAUCCAGAGCAAAGCAUAUUCAGAACAAGCCUAGGAUUAAUGAAGACCCCAAAGAUGCAAUGCUCAGAGAAUUCCAAGAAGAAAUUCAGAGACUUCGUGAACAACUUGAAAUGGCUGGAGGUGGAAAGUUCAAUCCUAACGGAACACCAGGUCCUGGAGGAGUUGUAGAGGUUGAAAAGGUCGUCUAUGAGGCUGACAAGAAACAAAUGGCGAAACUUGAAAAGAAGAUAGAGAAAGAAAAAGCUCUAAUCAAGGCUAAAGCUGAUGAACAAAGAAAGAAAAUUAUCGAGCAAAAGAACAUCGCAGAAGAGGAAAGACAAAAGUUGUUAGACGACCUUAAGAAGAAGGAACAGGAUCAAGAAAAAUCGAAGACUAAGCAGCAGAAGCUCCUCAAACGCCUCAAAAAUAUGGAAGAGAAAGUGCUCAUAGGAAAUGAAGUCAUGAACAAAGCCAUGAAGCAAGAAAUUGAGCUUCAAAAAACUAAAGCCGAUGUUGAAGAGAGGAGAAGAGAGCAGCUUAGAAUCAAACAGGAACUCCAAGAAGCUGAGGACAAGAAAAUCAACCUCCAAAAAGAGUACAAAAACCAGCAGGAAGAGCUUGUUGGUAAGAAAGCAGAAUACCAGAAAAUCUGGACUAAGUACAGAGGAGCCCUAGAUGAGAAGAAUGACCUUGAGAUUGAUAUUCAGAGAGAAAGAGAAAGCUUAAUGAUGCGUAUCAGAGAACUUACUAAUGAUAUAAGACUAAAACAUCUUAUUAUUGAUAAUUAUAUGCCUGCCUCAGAGUAUGUAAAGAUCGAACGUAGAGCAGAAUGGAACGAAGAGCUCAAAGAAUGGCAGAUCCCCAAUCUUGAGUAUACAGGAAACAACAUUAAGAAGAAUAAGAAAGCUCAGAAAGAAGGAAAGAAGAUCGGAGACGUAGAGUCAAACUUCCUUUAUGAACAUAUUCUCAACUUUGAAGAUGACUCUGAGGAAGAAGAUUACAAAGAAGCUGCAACACAAAGAGUAAAGAACAUGAUAAGCAAUAUUCUUGUAGAAGAAGGCGAAGAAGAACAGUUAGAGGCUCCGGCUCCUGAACAACAGCAAGCUAUCUAUUAUAAAUAUACUGAAAAUGGAGCUGAAAGAGAAGAUCCUGAAAAGAGUAAGAAAAAGAAAGAUAAAAAGAAGAAAGGACUGCAAAGUGGUAAGAGACCUAUUACAGCCAAAAAGAUGAAGAAAGGGGAUAUUGUUUCAAUGGUCGAGACAAUGACAAAUGCUCAAAGUGUCAACAAAAUUGAGAGUAAGAAAGGAGCAAAAGCAAAGCACUUCCCAAAAGCAAAAGGACUUGGUCCUUAA
Messenger RNA from Moneuplotes crassus, 2365 nucleotides. Lineage: Eukaryota; Ciliophora; Spirotrichea; Euplotida; Euplotidae. The record is from the annotation of a GenBank genome assembly.